AUGCACCAGGUGUUUCUCAUUGCAGAGAUAGCGCGGCAUAUAGUAGACCUUGCAAGCCACGACGACAAGGUCUGGCAUGGACGCAGAUAUCAGGAUCUCCUCAACAUUGCACUCACUUGCAAGGCACUCUCAGGAGUUGCGCUGGACGCGCUAUGGGCCAAGGUCGUCGACCUCGACAAUAUUUUGAGGCUGUUGCCCGAUCUUGAAGGAGCAGGGGACUCGUCUCUCACUAUAACAGAAGCCUUUCUCAGGAACUCGCGCAGAGUUAAAGAACUGGACCUCGGACAUACUGCAUACCGACGUAAAACACGCGCCGUCUCUGCCCACGCUUCCUUGGAUGACCUGCACGCCUUUUGCAAGCAGAACAGAGUUGAUCUCUUCCCUCGUCUUCAUUCCGUGACCAUACGGCACCGUGAAUGGCGCCUGGCUCAUGCAGCUGUAUUCAUCACUUCCCAUUUGACAUUUUUGUCCAUCAACGACGUCUACGAUAUCCCGGACCGCCCAGUUGAAUCUGUCCUGCCGACUACCCAGGAUCUCGUUCAUUCUCUCAUCAAAGCUUCUCCAUCACAUCUCACCACUCUCCGUAUACGACGACUUCCCCUCGACGUACCCCUACUAGCACGUCUGCCUGAGCUUCCGUCCUUACAGGAGGUUUCUAUUCUCUUGACCGCGUCCGCAGGCAAAGACCGUAACUUCCUGCACACCCUGAAUCGUGUCUGGCAGAUGCCCUCACUCACGGGUCUGCACAUCCUUUACGGGGGUCCCACGGAACUAUAUCAGCCGGAAGGGCCUUUGCUUGUGGAUGCAAACUUGCUCGUCUCCGACCAAACGCUCAUCGGGCCGGUCAGAGCCACAACCACCAUGAUUCGGCACGGGCCAAACGCUCGUACUUUGGAUAUCGUCGCAACGGAAUUAGCCAGCUCUGAAGACUGGGAUGCCGCCCUCACAGCUGUUUUUGAGCAUUCAACUCAGACGAUGCAAACAUUGAGCGUUCAGAAGGAUAUCAGAUGGCCGGACCUUAGCACGAUGACGCCCCUUCCCGCCGCCAUCAUGCUCACCAUGCCGCGGUACGACAACAUCCAAACGCUUGUCCUUAACAUCCCGCUCGACUGGACGGACUCCAUCGUCGACCACGUCGCUCGCUCCUGUCCGGCGAUAACGGUCGUUGACAUCGGAAACGAGAUCAAGAACCCGCGCCUGACGUCCGCCAGCCUCGUAUCUCUGGCUGUUGAAUGCUUGAAGCUAGAGAGCUUCACGGCUGUCCUCUCCUCGAACAACGAGUCUUUGAUGCGUGGCUGGGAGGCCCUACCACGCGACUUCGCAGGCAAUCCGAUUCUUGUCAAGCUGGCUGUCCAGCUACUCCCGGUUCCUCAGAAACGGAAUCAGAAGUACUACGCUCUCCUCCGUAAACUAUUUCCCAAUCGGAAUACUCGGCUGAAGUAA
This is a messenger RNA of Punctularia strigosozonata HHB-11173 SS5, 1443 nucleotides long. RefSeq lists its product as uncharacterized. The coding region runs from base 1 to 1443 and encodes 480 amino acids. Lineage: Eukaryota; Fungi; Basidiomycota; Agaricomycetes; Corticiales; Punctulariaceae. The record is from RefSeq and is a predicted model, not a curated record. The transcript is spliced from 2 exons.